Messenger RNA from Chelmon rostratus (copperband butterflyfish), 2702 nucleotides. It is a transcript of the gene zdhhc24, whose product is annotated as zinc finger DHHC-type containing 24. Gene Ontology annotation, biological process: peptidyl-L-cysteine S-palmitoylation; protein targeting to membrane. Bases 284 to 1159 code for a protein of 291 amino acids. The record is from RefSeq and is a predicted model, not a curated record. Gene Ontology annotation, cellular component: endoplasmic reticulum; Golgi apparatus. Gene Ontology annotation, molecular function: protein-cysteine S-palmitoyltransferase activity. The transcript is spliced from 3 exons. Lineage: Eukaryota; Metazoa; Chordata; Actinopteri; Chaetodontiformes; Chaetodontidae.
ACUCGAUUGCGCCCAGUUACACAGACCGUGGUAGGGAAAGGAGUUUAGGGAGAGUUCAAGCGGCACAUUUCAGCUCUUGCAUUACAUGAAUUUGUACGCAAGACAUAUCAGGUGUUUCUGAUGUCGUGUGGUUAAUUUAAGGUAGGAGAGAAAGCUAACGGAGCUGUUAUUUGGCUAACUCAGCUAACCAACGGAUACCGCAGUGUGUCUGUCAGACCAGUCCCAGCGCCCUUUGAGCUGAGCCGUGAUCCAAACAUCACGGAGAGGUGGACGGACAGGAAACAUGACGAGUUUUGCCAGUAAAGUGUUUUGCAGGGUCGAGAGGCUUUGUCAGCACCUCCCCGUGGUCCUCAACACCUUCCUGGUCUUCUCCAUCACCGGGGAGGUGAGCUACCUGGUGUUGGUCGAGGCUCCGCUGGAGGCGGAACAGAAAAAGACGGUGUGGUCCACCUGGUGGAAAGCGGUCCACCUGCUGGCGCAGUACUUCAUGCUGGGAAACAUCUGCUGGAACGCCCUGCUCUUCCUCAGAACCAGCCCCAGCAUCAAGGGGGUGUUCCUGGGAGGAGAGGGCAUGGGACAGGGAUGGAGGUACUGUUAUACAUGCGAGACACACACUCCUCCUCGCUGCUCCCACUGCUACGACUGCAAAGUGUGUGUGCUGCGGCGGGAUCACCACUGCGUCUUUUUUGGCCAGUGUGUGGGCUUCCGUAACUACCGUUACUUCCUGAGCUGCUUGUUGUUCAUGUGGUCUGGGCUCCUGUAUGCCACUCUGAUGAACGCAGAGGUCUUCAUUGUCAUACUGAAGGAGGGUGUAACUGUGCACAGCGUCCUGCUGCUGCUCAUACCCUGGAUCAUGCUGGUUUCAGGUCAGGUCUCAGCACGUGCCUUCGCCUUCGCCUUCAUUGCUGACACAUGUGUGGUGGGCUUCCUGCUGGUGUCCGCCUUCUUCUUCUUCCAUCUCUUCCUGAUGUUUCGGGGACAGACCACCAGGGAGUGGUAUUCGACCCGCCGGCCCUACAGCCUUGGACUCCUGGGCAACUUGCGUCAUGCUCUGGGCCUUCGCUGGUACCUCUGCUGGCUCUGCCCACUCAUCCCAUCACCUCUACCUGGAGAUGGAAUAAACUUCCAGGUCACGGGAUCGCUGGAACCCACCCGGUAACAGCUGAAAGCCUGAAUAUUAACAGGCCGUGUGUCUUUAUUUUCAUGGUGAUGGUUAAUGUUAUCAGGAGCAGCAGCAGGGAAGAUCACCUCAGUUCAAGAAGAGGUAGCUUGGGAUGGGAAGAAGCCAGAAUAGUGUAUGGUUGCUUAAGAUAUUACUGGGUAUAAAUGUCUACCAGUAUCUUCUCUAGUAAAUGCCAUUACCUGUUCUUAGACAAAGAGGUUUUGGGUCUAUUUUAGAAAGUACAUUGACCUUGGCCUAAAGGUAACCUGUACACCCAUUGAGGCUGGCCUCAAAAUAGUAACACAAAACUAUCAGUGUUCCUUUGGAAUACUGAGCACUGAAAAUGUACGUAAACAACACUUUAACGAGAAUGUAUUUUAUUGAUAAUGGAAAAUGUAUAAUUUUAUCCUCUUAGGAGUAGCGAUAAUGACUACUUAAAUGGGCCUUUCUCAUACUGUUUAUUUUGCCUAAAUCUGAAGGUCAUACAAAUUUGGCCUGCACUGUUCCUGAAUAAACUGUAGGAUUAUUUAGCACACCAUCAUUCGCCUCCUAUCUAGCUACCAGGACGAUGAUGUGCUUGUGUUUUCCACUUGUCUAUGUCCACAUCCACCACAUCCUGAGCUCUAGCUGAGUUUAUUACACUGAGCUUUUUACUGGACAUUGUUGUGGGAUAAUGAGAGCAUGGAGGCGUGCUUCACAAUGAUGUAACAAGGACAACAAAUGUAGAAGAAAACAAUCAAUAGAAAUUGUGAUGGGUGUGAAAUCUAGUGUUGCCGUUUACAGACUAAUGUAAAGUCUAUCUACUGUAUGGACAUCCCAUGUGAACAGUCUCUCCCCAUAUUUCGCAUUAUGUUCAUGUUUCAGUCAGUAAGGGACCUCUACAAACCAAACUAACGUACAGUGUAGCACCACGACGUGUACUGACACAAGCAACUGCUGUGUCCCAAUUCUCUACUACAUGCCACUUGUACACAGUAUAUACAAAUCUUUAUAGCAUUAUAUUUUUGCAGUUAGUAUACAGGAAAUCAACAUACACAACUGUUUUUUACAAUACUUUUGAUACAAUACUUGCGCUGUCAGAGACGUCAAUCAAACUGUGACCUUUACAAAGUUUAAAAAAAGUUUAAAUUAAAGUUUUUUUGUUUUUGUUUUCUGAGGUUCCUGGACUUGUUUCAUCGGACUGCUUUGAGUAUACUUCAUUUUCUCACUUUUUUGUUGUUAACACAUAUUUUGAUAUGUAGUAUGGAUUUGGGACACAGCUAACAUGUCUUACAGCAUUUGAUAACUCACAACAAUCCUUUUUUCCCUCUUUUGGACUUUCGUAAUUUUGAUUCUCCUGGCCUUAAAAUGUAGUGAAAAAUGACAAGCCUUUGCAUUGACAGGUGCUUUUACUUGUCCUACAGCCAAAAAAUAUUGUUUGUGUAUUGUUACUUGUUUGAUCAGCCUAAUUCUUUCUUUUUUGUGCUACUUCAUGUGGGUCACAAAAUGUGAUGUUUGGUUUUGCUGUUUGAAAGUGCUUCAAAUAAAUUGUGUUAAUUUA